GCAGGCUAAACCUUCCUCUUCCCGUUUCUGGAUCGUUCUCUGCUUUAUAUUUCUACAAAUUUCAGCCUCUUCCUUCUUUUUUCUCUGACAUCGUCAUCAUGAGUGGUAAACUGUGGACAGAGGAGCAGUUUAACUGCCCCGUGUGUCUGGAUCUCCCCAACGAUCCAGUCACCAUCCCCUGUGGGCACAGCUACUGCAUGGCCUGCAUCAAGGAUUACUGGAGCAAGGACGACCCCAAGGGGAUCUACAGCUGCCCCCAGUGCCGGCAGACCUUCUGCCCCAAGCCCUCCUUAUCCAGGAACACCAUGCUGGCUGAAGCUGUGGAGCAGCUCCGCAAAGGGGCCCUCAAAUCUGAUGUGCGUGACUCCAUCCGUAGCGCUCGUGGGAUUGCCUCCUCCUCAUCCAGGUCCAAAGGGAAGCUGUCCUCCUCAGCAGUGCUGUGUGACAUGUGCAAAGGAGAGCAGCGAGCAGCAGUCAAGAGCUGCCUGGUGUGUAUGAGCUCCUACUGCGAGGCCCACCUGAAGCCCCACCAGACCCAGAAGGCCCUGAAGCAGCACGAGCUCAUCGCACCCACGGGCAAUCUGGCUGAGAAGAUCUGCACCCAGCACAAGUACCUGCAGGAGUUCUUCUGCCGCCAGUGUAAGGUGUUCGUCUGCUGGCUCUGCACCAGCAACCAGCACAAAGGCCACGAGUGUGUGUCCACCAAGGCCGAGCGUUUGGAGAAGCAGAAAGUGCUGUCGGAGUUGCAGACAGAGAAUCAGCAGAGACUGAAAGACAGAGAGCAGGAGCUCAAAGACAUGAAGAAGAUGAUGGAGGGGAUGAAGCGUUCUUCAGACCGGGUCCACGACGACACAGAGCAGGUGAUGUCGGAGCUGCAGCACUCAGUGGAGCGUCUGCAGGAGCUUCUGGAGGAGGUACUUGAUCAGGCCAAUCAGGAGAAGAUGGGCCAUGCCCAGGAGGUGGUGAACAGCCUGGAGGCUGAGAUCAAGGAGCUGAAGAGGAGGGACGAGGAGAUGAAGGACCUGAUUCGCUGCGAAGACCACAUUCGAUACCUGCAGACGUACGAGUCCAUGUGCAGUCCCCUGGAGUCUGGGGACCUGCCCACCGUGGUGGCCAAUCCAGAGGCUUCCUUUGAGCAUGUGCGAGACGCCAUCCUGGACCUCAGGGAGCGAGUGGAGGACCUGUGCAACCAGGAGCUGGGAAAGAUCACCAAACAAGUCAACGACACCACUUUGUUCACUUUGGGAGACUCCAACCGUGGUGCAGGAGCGAAAGCGGGGAUACUUAAAUUGUUUUCUGGUUUGGGAUCCCGGAACACAAACAGCCGUUCACCAGCUUCUACACCCAGUAUCUCAGUUGGAACGCGGAGCACGGACAGGCGAGGACUUGGUAUAGGCCUCAGAAGUCAAGAUGUGCGGAGCAGAGACACACCACGAGACAGAAGAAACACAAACUCCCCCAGACUAAGGGACAGACAGAGGAGAGACGAAAGGGAGUCAGUGAGGGAGACCAACCCCAGCCCCAGACCCAGUCCGACUCCCAGCCGCAGAGAGUCUCAGUCCCUGUGGAGCCGGUCCAGUCAGAUCCAGGCUGCUCCUGCUGUAGCUCCGACCCCGACUCCAAUCCCAGCCACCCCAGCUCCAGCUCCAACUCCAGCUCCAGCUCCAGCAUCAACUGGAGGUUUCAGUCGGAUGGCGUCGAUCAGCAGCCUCUUCCGCUCCCAUCGCCGUGGCACCACCCCGGCUGCACCGGCCAACAACACACCAUCUGCAGGAGGAAACCCAUGGGGGAUGGCUGCUCUGUCUGAAACACCAACAGAAGUUAACCCCAGCCUCUUUUUGGACUCGCCCACCCCUGACGCCAUGAAUUACGCCCCUGCUUUCCCUGCACUGAGAGAAAUCAACAUUGACAGCAUCCAGGCCCCAGAGCCGAGGACCAGAGACGAGUUCCUGCAGUAUGCUGUGACCUUGACCCUUGACCCCAACACAGCCCACCGACGACUGGCUCUCUCUGAGGGUAACACCAAAGCCACCCUGCAGGGGGCAGCGCAGCCCUACCCGGACACUCCCCAGCGUUUUGACGGCUGGACACAGGUGAUGUGCCAGAGCCCGCUGUACGCCCAGCGCUGCUACUGGGAGGUGGAAUGGAGAGGCCGCGGCUCCUCUAUGGGUGUAGCCUACGGGGCAUUGAACAGGAAGGGCUCAGACGCCAGGUCGGGGCUCGGCUACAACGCCCAGUCCUGGACCCUGGAGCUGUCGGACACCUGCUGCUCGGCCAUGCACGACAAUGAGAAGAGGGACAUACCAGUCACCUACUCCCCCCGUCUGGGCAUCUACCUGGAUCUGUCCACGGGGACGCUGGCUUUCUACAGUGUGGCAGAGAGCAUGACACACCUUCACACCUUCCGUGCUAACUUCACCCAGCCGCUUUACGCCGCCUUCGGGGUGGGGAGCGGAGUCGGGGUGGGUCUGGACUUUGCCCUCGGCCAGUUCUCCUCAAGUUCUGACAGCAUUAAGAUCUGUCCCAUGUGAGGAUGCAGGCUGGACAUCUUACAGAGACCUAUUUUUAGGUCAAGACUUACCGCACAAGUUAUUUAAUCAAGUCAGAGUAACAAUAAACCAGAGUGUGAGCCAGUGGCUUCGUUUCCAUUACUUUAUUUAAAAAAAAAAAGAGGCAACUGAAUAAUACCCAUAAGUAGUUUACAGA
Messenger RNA from Toxotes jaculatrix (banded archerfish), 2706 nucleotides. It is a transcript of the gene trim25l, whose product is annotated as tripartite motif containing 25, like. The coding region runs from base 99 to 2531 and encodes 810 amino acids. Gene Ontology annotation, molecular function: zinc ion binding; protein binding. The transcript has 16 exons. NCBI's taxonomy places the organism in Eukaryota, Metazoa, Chordata, Actinopteri, Toxotidae. The record is from RefSeq and is a predicted model, not a curated record.